AUGACUGAACAAGGAAAUGGUGGACACACGCCUCCCACCUUUACCUUCAUGGACGAAGCAACCGCGGGUACAAGCCGUGAAGGCGGCGAGGGUGCUUUAGGCACUUCCGACCAUUACCCCCCGUAUGUUGACGAGUACAUCAAUGAUGUUUGGGAGGUGAUGAACAGCCAGACCGAUGCCACAGACAUCAAUGGUGUCACUGAAAAUGCAAGCACAAGUUCCCUGCUUCUGGGGUCCAACACCAGCAUCAAUAAUGAAAUGCCAAGCACAAGUCGCCCUGGCAUGGAGCAAGCAACCGCCAUUUUAGAACACGGCGCCACAUUUCCUGAGACUACCAGUGUUGGCCAAUCGAACACGCAGUACCACACAGUUGAUGGCACAUCCAGCGUCUCCGGGCACACACACAAUACUGAACACCGAAGCAACGCAUUCAGACUGCCGGUCUACAGCAGCGGCAGCGGCGGCGAUGACGCAGUGGCCAGCACAAGCCGCGCGGGCAUGCAGGACGCAACGGGUACAUUGGGAAACGAAGCCAGGAGUGCUGUUGGAAGCGGAGGAAGAGAACAGCCAGAGUCGUGCGGUGUCUCUGGCAAUGUUUCCAGCGGACGGGAUGCCUCACACGGGUACCCCAACGAACACGCAGGCGACAGAGCCCACAUUUGUAAAGCACGCGAUCAAUCAUCUGUGAAGGAGUCGAAGUAUGUAGAACGCUGCCGUAACCGUACUGCCGACAACCACAAAUGCGAAAGCUGCGGUAAACUGUUCCACCAGGCUCAUAAUCUAGUUCGACAUUACCGCACGCACACAGACGAGAGACCCUACAAAUGCGAAAUAUGCGGUAAAUCAUUCUCGAAUGUAUGGGCUCUCCGUGCACACCAGCUGACUCACUCGGACGAGAGACCCCAUGUCUGCCAUAUGUGUACUACAGCAUUCAAAACCAAAUGGAAUCUCAAGAGUCAUCUCAACUUGAAGUGCAGAUAUAGAGCUUCCGUUUGCGAUAUAUGUAACCAAUCCUUUAUGGACAACUUAGGUCUCAGUCAUCACCCCCAAAGCAUGCACGGCGAUAAGACACCGUAUGAGUGUGUGCGUUGCGGAUUUAGUUUCGCAGAUAAAGAUACCUUUGAUAAACAUCUGUGUCAGAGUUAUAAGUGCUACUUAUGUGGAAAUUCACUUGGAGACCUAGUUCAACUAAUCGCACACCUCAUUACGCAUAGCGGUGAGCAGCCGUUUUAUUCUGACUAGUACGCAAGUUAGGUGAAUCAGCCGCGGCUUUCGCAUAAUAACGCUAGAGUAAAGCCUUGCAGAGAAACGAUGCUGAUAUUCUUCCACAGGCGUGAGAAAUUAAAUAAACACAUGUGCAGAGACCGGCUCCUUUUGACGCUUCAUACAGCGGAGUAAAAUGCUGCUUUUUAGAAAUUACGAGAUAAGAAGUCACCAGAAUUUUGUCCUAUCUCGAAGUACAGUGAAGGUCCUAGUCUGUGCUCACUGCUUGAAAAACUGUUUUUCGCGAACGUAGCUUAACUCAUUUCAAGACAAACCUCAAUGGGCUACGAGUGCCUGUUUUGUGUAACUAUAAGCUUCAAAUGUCCGCACAUAAUUCUUGACACCCCGUUUAGAUAGAGAAGUGUUUUGUGGAAACCUUUUUUUGCAGUGUGCUAGAAAACAACUUUUAAUUACCCAUCCU
This is a messenger RNA of Dermacentor andersoni, 1684 nucleotides long. Lineage: Eukaryota; Metazoa; Arthropoda; Arachnida; Ixodida; Ixodidae. The record is from RefSeq and is a predicted model, not a curated record.